Messenger RNA from Branchiostoma belcheri (Belcher's lancelet), 1307 nucleotides. RefSeq names its product small nuclear ribonucleoprotein-associated protein B'-like. Lineage: Eukaryota; Metazoa; Chordata; Leptocardii; Amphioxiformes; Branchiostomatidae. The coding region runs from base 126 to 815 and encodes 229 amino acids. Gene Ontology annotation, molecular function: RNA binding. The transcript is spliced from 7 exons. Gene Ontology annotation, biological process: mRNA splicing, via spliceosome. The record is from RefSeq and is a predicted model, not a curated record. Gene Ontology annotation, cellular component: catalytic step 2 spliceosome; U1 snRNP; cytoplasm.
CAUGCGCGACGUCAUACCCGCGUUGGGUCGCCAUCUUUGAAUUUUUGCCUCAGACCGGCUCCAGGCUGGUUGUGAAUUUUUCCCUUUUCCAUCCGUGAGCAUCGGCCUCCACACAACCAGCAAACAUGGUGGUGGGCAAGAGCUCCAAGAUGCAGGCUCACCUGAACUACAGGAUGCGGGUGACCCUGCAGGACAGCCGUGUGUUUAUCGGCACCUUCAAGGCCUUCGACAAACACAUGAACCUCAUCCUGGUUGACUGUGAUGAGUUCCGUAAGAUCCGCCCUAAGAGCCAGAAGCAGGAGGAGCGAGAGGAGAAGCGAGUCCUGGGCCUGGUGCUGCUGCGAGGAGAGAACAUCGUGUCCAUGACUGUGGAGGGUCCUCCUCCGGCAGAUGAGGGAGUGGCUCGUGUGCCAAUUCCAGGUGCCGGACCAGGACCAGGCAUGGGCAGAGCAGCUGGCAGGGGAGUGGCCAAUGUGGCAGGCCCAUCUGCACCUGCAGGUCUGGCUGGACCAGUCCGGGGAGUAGGUGGUCCAUCGCAGCAGGUGAUGACUCCUCAGGGCAGAGCAGCAGUGUCUGCACCUCCACAGCAGUACCAGAGACCACCAGGCCCACCUCCGGGUGCAAGAGGACCUCCUGGAGGUCCCCCCAGGAUGAUGGGCCCCCCUCCUGGCAUGGGUGGCAGGGGGAUGCCACCAGGCAUGCCCAUGGGAAUGCCUCCACCUGGUAUGAGACCGGGUAUGAGACCAGGUGGACCUCCCCCUGGCAUGAUGAGAGGACCCCCACCCCCAGGCAUGAGACCACCACCUCGUCAGUGAUAGAUGUAACUUUCUACAGGGACUUACAGCCAACAUUUUGUAGACUGGUAGUUUUGAGGGCCUUACGAUGAGUAGGCAAGACACAAUGUAAACAUUCCUGUCUUGAGGCACUGGCAGAGAGUUAGAGAUACAAGCCUGGAACAAUUUAAGAUAUAUUUGUACCACUUUAAGUUUUGUUUAACAAUGUACAGGCAUGUCUUCAGAAGAUGUGUUGGGUAAGGCCGAGAGAAACUAAAACUGUUUUGGAUUUGAGAUCAAGUAUAAAUACUUGAGGAUGGGCAGUAUGAUAAAGGAUACAAGGAAUUCCAAAGCAAAAGUGUAAUACUUUUUCUGGUUUCAUACAGGUGUCAGGAAUAGUCAUUAAAAGAAUCAGUGCUAGAUUGAAACAUGUAAAAAAUUUGAUACUGUUGACAGGGGAUGCUUUACAUUGUACAUUUUGUGUUGUAUCACUUAGUUAGAUUUCUCAAGGACAAUAAAUGGGAUGGAUUUGUA